AUGGCAUGUCUUGAAGAUGAACUGGCAUUAUUUGAGAGUGAAAUAGCUCAGAUUGAAAAAUCGAAUCCUCAGGUUGAGCCAAAGGGUGGAUACGAGAAUGCUACCAUUUCAGCUGCACCUGAGCCUGCUGAAAGCAGCUCGUCAAAAUCUGCAGCUUCACAUAGUGCUCCGCAAUCAUAUUUAUCGUCUUCUCCAUUUAUUGCUAAUUCCUUGGGAAAACCUCCCAUGCCACCGGCAAAUCUUUUAUCACGGCAAAGUUCUUCUCAGCUACAACCUCCAGCACCUCCUCCUACAAUCAAUCGAAAUAUGGCUUCAGCUACUAUCGAAGGAGCACCGACGCUUUAUGAAACUCCUGCUAUCAAUUCGAUUCCUGUUGAAAUGCUUCGAACUCAAGCCUUGCAGUCAGACAUUGAUAAAAUGCAUUUCAAGCGCCAAACAGAUCCUCUUAAAAAACGAAUAAAAGAGCAACAGACGAAGAAAAAAUUUGUUCGAAGCGGUGGCGGCCAGGUAUGGGAAGAUUCGUCGUUAGCAGAAUGGGAUGAAAACGAUUUUCGCAUUUUUUGCGGUGAUUUGGGAAAUGAGGUUUCUGACGAGCUUCUCGCAAAGGCUUUUAGGAAGUACCCAAGUUUUCAAAAGGCAAAAGUGAUUCGCGAAUCUCGAUCAAACAAGAGCAAAGGAUACGGCUUUGUAUCUUUCCGCGAAUCUGAUGAUUAUGUACGCGCGAUGCGUGAGAUGGAUGGAAAAUAUGUUGGAAAUCGCCCAAUCAAACUUCGAAAAUCCACAUGGAAGGAAAGAAAUAUUGAUGUUAUCAAGAAAAAGAAUCAGAAAAAGAAAGAGCUUGGGAUCAUCAUUUAA
This is a messenger RNA of Caenorhabditis bovis, 855 nucleotides long. The record is from the annotation of a GenBank genome assembly. NCBI's taxonomy places the organism in Eukaryota, Metazoa, Nematoda, Chromadorea, Rhabditida, Rhabditidae.